Messenger RNA from Egretta garzetta (little egret), 1829 nucleotides. It is a transcript of the gene SLC46A3, whose product is annotated as solute carrier family 46 member 3. Gene Ontology annotation, biological process: vacuolar transmembrane transport. NCBI's taxonomy places the organism in Eukaryota, Metazoa, Chordata, Aves, Pelecaniformes, Ardeidae. The coding region runs from base 66 to 1460 and encodes 464 amino acids. Gene Ontology annotation, molecular function: transmembrane transporter activity. Gene Ontology annotation, cellular component: lysosomal membrane. The record is from RefSeq and is a predicted model, not a curated record. The transcript is spliced from 5 exons.
CCUUUCACGUCGCGAGCGAUUGCGUUUUGCCUUCUGCUAUGCAGGAUUAAACGGCGAGCCCAGAAAUGAGGAAGGUUUUGUGCGUGGAGCCCGUCAUUUUCAUCUACAUGUUUGCGUCGUCCCUGACAAGCCCGCUGGUGCAGCAGUUCAUCUACCGGCGGCUGUGGGAGCAGGAGUACAACUCCACGUUCGUCAGCGACACCAACGCCAGUCACUGCGAGCAGAAUAAAAGUAGCCCGGCGUACAUCAAGCAGAAGGAAGUUCAAGAAAAGGCCUCUGUUUUUAACAUGCAGUUGGACUUAACCGGGGCAGUUCCCAGCCUUAUAGUUGCCUUUGUCAUUGUAGCUAAUGGGGAUCGCCAGGGACGCAAAAGGUCUUUAGUUUUACCAUCAAUGGGAGCUUUGAUUGCUGAUAUUUGCCUCACUGUAAUAUCAUAUUAUUCCUUAUCACUCUCUAUACUAUUUGCGGUGGCAUUUAUUACUGGACUGUUUGGGAGUAUGGCAACUUUCCUUGGAGGAGGCUUUGCUUUUAUAGCAGACGUGUGUCACGAUGAGAAGCAGAAGACAACGCGAAUAGCUGUGGUGGAUUUGAUUUUUGGAGUCGUGUCUGGAUUGGCAGGACUGUCAUCUGGCUACUUUCUAAGAGGAAUAGGCUUUACGUGGACAUUUGUGACAGCUUCUCUCCUUCACGUCGUUAAUAUUACCUAUAUUAUAUUUUUUCUGGAAGAUACAGUAGGCAUAUCUCAAUUCCAGCACGAGGCACCGGUAUCUUGUAAAGAACUUCUUAGAGAGACAUUUUCUGGAGUGUACAUGCUUUUUAAAACUGCCCCUUAUAAAAAGAGAAUUUUAAUCAUUGUGUUACUUUUUACAUUUAUGACUUACUUGUUUACUAUGGUUGGCGGGAGUUCGCUUUUUACGCUGUAUGAACUGGAUGAACCACUCUGCUGGAAUGAAGUAUACAUUGGAUAUGGAGCAGCUGCAUUCACUUCUGUCUCUCUGACCAGUUUUUUAGGAGUUUAUUUAUUUUCUAAAUGUCUCAAAGACAUUUAUAUUGUCUUUAUUGGGAUAUUUUCUUACAUAGGAGGAAUGGUCAUGGCUGCCUUUGCCAAAACUACCCUGCUCAUGUUUUUAGUAAGGGUGCCAUCUUUGCUCUGCUUUAUGCCUAUUCCUGUUCUCCGGUCCAUGCUGUCAAAAGUGGUUCUCACUGGUGAACAGGGUGCUGUGUUUGCCUGUAUUGCCUGUUUAGAAGUUGUGACCGGCACUAUUUCACUUUCAGUUUUUAAUAUUCUCUAUGCAGCUACUGUUGCAUGGUUUUCAGGCUUUAGCUUCCUCUUAUCGGCAGGCCUUUGUCUGAUUCCACUGGCUGUCCUGUGCUGGCUUCUGUGCACGAGCUGGAACGGGGAGGACUUGGCUCUGCUCGUACCUGAAGAAGUAUCCAGCAUAGAGAGCAUUGAUAGUUGAACAAAGGAUUCACCUACCUGGGUUUUCCAAUCUGACAUGCAGUGGCAGAGACCAUUAUGUCAUACAGAGACCAUAGAGAUAACACAACAGUUGCAGACGCAAGCUCAAAGUGGCCCUGCAGCAAUAAGCACUAAAUCGGUAGCACUCUUUAUCCAGUCUCUUUUUAGCACUUGAAUAAAGCUAGCUCUUGUACUUAACUAUGCAAAUAGGCUGGCAGUGGAGAUUUUAAUGCUGCUUUCAGCAUGAAGAAAAAAAGUGAGGUAGGAUGAGACUGUCUUUCCACUUACCCUUUGUCAAGUUCGAGAAUGUCAGCUGUGGGGCGUGAUACACCUUGUGUCGCUGUAAGUGGGGUGACAGAUAAGCUUAUCA